Messenger RNA from Esox lucius (northern pike), 1960 nucleotides. It is a transcript of the gene fibpa, whose product is annotated as fibroblast growth factor (acidic) intracellular binding protein a. Gene Ontology annotation, biological process: platelet aggregation. Gene Ontology annotation, molecular function: fibroblast growth factor binding. NCBI's taxonomy places the organism in Eukaryota, Metazoa, Chordata, Actinopteri, Esociformes, Esocidae. Gene Ontology annotation, cellular component: nucleus. Bases 494 to 1678 code for a protein of 394 amino acids. The record is from RefSeq and is a predicted model, not a curated record. The transcript has 10 exons.
UCUAUAUUACCCCCAAAAGCAUCCACCGAUGAAUACUUCGAAAAUCCACCAGAAAUAGUAGACCAUCCGGGAGCUUUUGUCAUACUGUUUUCAGCGUACUUUUGGGAGAUACUAAUCUUCUCGCAUACUAUAUAGUAUUAAAGUAUACGAUUUGAGAUUGAGCCCAGGACUAUUGGAUUGGACUGGAUUACCUUAAAGAGGGCGCUAGCUCAAUAAUCCAACAUCAAUACGAAUUACGUCAACAAGCACAAUAUAUUAUAUUUUUUUGUCCGAAAUCUGAGAUUUAAUCUGUCCUUUGUAUAUCGUUUUUUCGUAAAUGUGACAUAACGACAUUUGAAGAAAAUAUGCUGUUUCUAUCUUCAUCCCGGUUUUACAAGAGAUUUCGUAACGAUUAGCUCAGCAACCAUAUGAUGCACUAUGACAACAUGAACCCGAUUGGUCGACCGUUCCGGCUGUGCGGAAGAGUAAUACAUGCCUCUCCAUUCAUUGACCAAUGAGAAUGUCCGUGGAACUUGAUGUCUUUGUGGGUAACACCACCAUAAUGGAUGAGGAAGUCUAUCAGUUCUGGCUAGAUGGUUACACGGUGAAUGAUGCUGUGAAGGUGCGCAUGGAGGGAGGGGUACUGGAAGAGUGUGAGGCGAGUGCUGAGGUUCUCCACAGUGACACAAUGGACCAGUACAGAACCUUCCAGAUGUGCGAGCGGCUCCUCCACAGUCCUGCCAAAUUGGCCAAUCAGCUGCUCUUCCAGAUCCCGCCUCAUCGUCAGGCCAUGCUCAUAGAGAGGUUCUCCGCCAUGUCCUGUAGCUCGUCUUUGCUUCUUCCUCUUUGCUCAUAUGUGACAAAUCUGUCUGUUUGUCCUUCUGUGUGUGUCUCUGUCUCCAUGAGAAGGUACUAUGCAUUCGAUGGGGUGUUUGUGCGAGAGGUCCUUGGGAAGAAACUCUCAAAGGGGACCAAAAAAGACCUGGAUGAUGUGAGUGCAAAGACUGGCGUCACUCUGAAGAGCUGCAGACGUCAGUUUGAUAACUUUAAGCGUGUGUUUAAAGUUGUGGAGGAACUUAAGGGGCCCUUGGUGGAGAACAUUCGUCAACACUUUCUUCUCUCUGACCAGCUUGCCAGGAAUUAUGCUGCCAUAGUUUUUUUUGCAAACAAUCGCUUUGAGACGGGAAAGAAGAAGCUGCACUAUCUCACAUUUCAGGACUUUGCCUUCUGUGCCGGGCAGCUCAUCAGUUACUGGACGGUGGGAGCAGUGGAUAAUAUGGUGGAAGACAUGGAUGUGGAUCUUGAGAAGCAGUUCUUACAAGAUCUAAAAGAACUGAAGAUUUUGAUUACUGACAAGGAUCUCCUGGAUCAGCACAAGAGUCUGGUGUGUACGGCUCUACGGGGAAAGACCAAAGUCUUUAAUGAGAUGGAAACCAACUUCAAGAAUCUCUCCAGAGGUCUUGUCAACAUUGCCGUCAAACUAACCAACACAAAAGAUGUCAGAGAUUUCUUCAUUGAUCUCGUGGAAAAGUUUAUUGAGCCGUGUCGGUCAGACAAAUGGACUGCAGGAGACAUGAGGCUCUUUCUCACUCACUACACAAACUCCGCCCACAUACUCGACACCUUCAAACACCAGGUAUUGUGGGACAGGUACAUGGGUGUCAUCAAAAGCUGCAUCCUCAAAAUGUACCAUGACUGAGUCAUCCGGACCAGCCGUCGACUCUGUCCUCCGUGUUAGCCGAGUCACGUCUCCUCUCUGGGGCGAUCUCUCAGCAAGUCCUCCGUCUGUCAGAAGUUUUCCUCCCUUUCCUCCCUUAAGUUUUCCUCCCUCGUCCAUAAUUCACUGUCCCUCAUGUGUUUCUGACGUUUCGUCUUCCAGCUGGGUCUCCGUCUCUGUUCCCUUUUUCUGUUCUGACACCCUGUUUCGCAGUGUUGUCACAUAAUUUAUCUUGUAAAUAAAAACCUGCUUCAUUCAUACUAA